AUGACUGGCUUGGCAUCCUUAGAUGUGAUAAUUAAAGACGAAACAAGUAAGCGCAUUGAGCUGCUGGUCAAGAAACGAGUUGAGGAGGAGUUAAUAAGACGUAAAGAUGAAAUCGAAAAAGAAGUAAUUUGUCGUGUAGAAGCCGCGAAAUCCGAAAUGGAGCUGGAGUUAAUGUUUGAGUUGGAACAACAACGAGAACGUAUUCGGGAGGAGGCUCGACAUAGGGAGGAGUUUGACAAAAAGAAACGAGAAGAACUGGAAAAUAUAUUUGCAGAAAACAACAGAAGAAUUGAAGAGGCACAACGAAAACUGCUUCCAUAAAGGCUAAAAACUAUCCGCUGAAAAUUCGGUGCAAAAAUAUUAACAUUAAGAGGUCUCGCAUGGACGUUUUAUGCCUCCGCCUCAAGUGCAUAAAAUUACUCUUCCUUCAAUCCGUGGGUACAGGA
This is a messenger RNA of Rhagoletis zephyria (snowberry fruit fly), 446 nucleotides long. Its product is annotated as UPF0430 protein CG31712-like. Gene Ontology annotation, cellular component: mitochondrion; nucleoplasm. Lineage: Eukaryota; Metazoa; Arthropoda; Insecta; Diptera; Tephritidae. The record is from RefSeq and is a predicted model, not a curated record. Gene Ontology annotation, molecular function: cadherin binding.